AUAGUUUUACAUUACCUUGCAAUAAAUGUACCAAUGUUUUACUACAGUAACCAUAUUUUAACCAUGGUAUUUGUAGUGAAACCAUAGUAAUAAUAAAGGAAAGAGAAAAAUAUGGAAAUAAAAAUCAUGAUUUUGUGUUUAUUAUGAUUUUACUAUACAAAUACUUUAGUUUAACUAUGGUUAAUAUGGAUACAGUAACCAUAGUUUUACCAUGGUAAAGCCAUAGUUUACAAAAGUAUUCAUAGUUAAACUAGUUAUCAUAUAGCAUCAGGGUGAACUAUCCCUUUAAUCUUAUAAUGUUUAUAAUGUAUAUUUAGUCAUUCUAAAUGUAAAAAUACACUUAAUGGUAGCAAUAUAAUAUAAAACAUCAUGAACCAUCUUAAUUGAGACUAACUAUUAAUAUUUCCUAAACGCAUUCCUCGUGAAUAUUGUCCCUCUUUCCACUCCGUACUUGUUUACAAACGCAGAAAAAGACACUUCAGUGAUCGAGACUAACUAUUAAUAUUUCCUAAACGCAUUCCUCGUAAAUAUUGUCCCUUUUUCCACCCCGUACUUGUUUACAAACGCAGAAAAGACACUUCAAUGAUCGAGACUAACUAUUAAUAUUUCCUAAACGCAUUCCUCGUAAAUAUUGUCCCUUUUUCCACCCCGUACUUGUUUACAAACGCAGAAAAGACACUUCAAUGAUCGAGACUAACUAUUAAUAUUUCCUAAACGCAUUCCUCGUAAAUAUUGUCCCUUUUUCCACCCCGUACUUGUUUACAAACGCAGAAAAGACACUUCAAUGAUCGUACAGCAUAACGUAUUUUUAAAACGGUAUAGUGUAUAUUCUAUUUAUAGUUUCUUAUAAUGCUUUACAUACAGAUUAUGUAAAGCUUUAUGUCAUGUCAGCUUUAAAGAGAGCAAACACGUGGGAAAUAUCAGAUUCAGAGAACGAGAAUGAAGAAACUAACACAUCAUCAUUACGUGUGAAACUGGAUCAGGACUCAUCUUCUGUCUCGACUGUGAAUGCGUUGAAUAAUUCACCGGUAUCAACAUCAGCUGCCCGGACAGAAGACGCCAGCAUCAAGAGUCCCGGGCGGAGGAGGACAAGGAGGACACGGGAGGAGGUGGAGGAGGACCGGGAGAAGAGAGAAGCUGCUCGAGAGAAACUGAGGGAGAAGAAGGAGAAACUCAAAGAAGAAAAACUGCAGGAACGACAGAGAAGGAAAGAGACAGCAGAGAAACUGAUGCUGUUCAAACCUGAAAACUUCAUGAAGACGCUCACAGUGAACAUUCACGCAGGAUUGUUGCAGGAUGCAGGCUGUGACGUGUUGCUCAGGACUCUAGAUUGUCUUGAAUGGAGGAACCGUAUAGAGAAUCAGAGUCUUCUCAACAGCAUCAGCUGGACACGACCAGCCCUUCAGACUGAGGAAGAAGAUGAAAAUGGAGUUGUUGAAGAAGAUCAAAUUCUGAUGGUGGUCCCCCAAGAUGAAUUUGAACACAUUGUGAUGUCACACAAACAAGGCACUGAUCAAUCGGUUCUCAUUGGUGAAGUGACGGAGGGGGUGGGGCCUCACAAUGAGAGGGCGGAGUCUCUGCUAAAGCAGCUGUCUGAAUACUUGACCACAAAUCCUGGGAAAGUUGUCACAAUUCUAGUGAUCAGUCAUUACCGACGAUCAGGAAUUUGGGAUGAAGACGAUACCAGCUCUCACCUCCGUCAGCAGGAUUUGGACAUAGAAGAGAUCCUGGUUCACCUGCAGCUCUACUGGAAUGUGGCUGUGCACUUCCUGUUUGGCUGGCAGGAAGUGACCGAUCAUGUGAUUGCUUUUACCAAAGCUUUAUCCAAACGACCUUACAAAGUGUUGUGUGGUGAUCCUGAGCUGGGCUUCUGUAUGGACGGCUCGUGGUCAGGAGGUGUGCGUGUGGACAGAGAUGGCCAUGGCCUCGCUCAAGUGUGGACACGUCAGAUACAGCAGCUGAACCGUGUCAGUCCAGCCAUGGCCAAAGCCGUGACGGGCACAUACCGCUCACCUUCACUUCUGCUGCAGGCCUAUGAAGAGUUGGAGUCUACGGAUGACCAACGCAAACUAUUGGCUGAUGUCACUGUAGUAGGCGGGGCCAAAGAGAGGCGUGUCGGUCCUGAGCUCUCACGCCGUAUACAUCGACUUCUUACUUCCCAGAAUCCUCAUCUCCUGCUGGACUGAGACCGGAAGUGUGGGAGAAAUGACUGAUUCUGCACAAUAUAGCUGCCUGACUACUUAAAGACUAACCUGUGAUGGUGAUUCUCCAUCAAAAACUGAUUUGAACCUCAGAUCCAUCAUUCAAAUGCAUUUGCCAUUAACAGUUCACUUUGGUUCAGUCACACAGCUAACACUUUUAACUAUAGUAUCGAUUAUGUAUCAUGUGGUCUUUACAAAUCACUAUAAAUCACAUACAUUUAAGGGAUUAUUUUGAUCUGUAUUUAAACUUAUUGUUUCAUGUCCUGCUGGCACUUAAACUGCAUCAUUUGGCAAAUGCUUUUACCACUAAUCCAAGUAAAUGAGAUUACACAUCAAAACACAAAUGAGCUUUGUAGUUUAUCUGUUUAUUUAUUUUUUUACCUCAAAACAAUUUAAUCAGUUAGAAAUCAUGCAAAAGAGUACAAAAUUAUUUCACUCGUCACACUAAUAAAUAUAUUAGUUAUUUAAUAAAUCAAUCAAAUCAAGAGAGGGCAAGUUGAACUAAUAAAAUACAGAAUGAAAAACAAAAUGGUUAUACCUCAUAAUCAAUGAAACACACAAACUAAAGGCUUUAUAAAAUCAGAUAUGUAUUUAACUUUCAUAGCAGAGCUAAAGCACUCCAGUAUUGAAUUACAAUAAAAUACUUUAACGCUUCAAUGAACCAAUUGACCGUCUCAGAUAUUGAUUUACUGCAUUUUAGAAAUCUGAUCAUUUGAUAUAACUGGAAGUCAUUUGUUCAGUCGGCCUGUCGUUGUGAUUAAUAGAGGGCAGGAAAGUUUUGGGACCCACUUUAUAUUAGGUGGCCUUAAAUACUAUGUACUUAACCAUUAAUACAAUAUACAUAUUCUGUGCAUGCAUGUUUUUGCAUUGUAAUUACAUUUAAAGUACCUGCAUUUAAUUACAUUUGUAGUUACACUGUUAACUCUAACCCAACCCUCACCCCAAAACCUAACUCUACCCCAACCCUUACCCCAAAACCUGACUCUAACCCAACCCUCACCCCAAAACCUAACUCUACCCCAACCCUCACCCCAAAACCUG
Molecule: messenger RNA, 3242 nt
Organism: Xyrauchen texanus (razorback sucker)
Lineage: Eukaryota; Metazoa; Chordata; Actinopteri; Cypriniformes; Catostomidae
Product: probable crossover junction endonuclease EME2
Exons: 8
Coding region: 885-2186 (433 amino acids)
Biological process (GO): mitotic intra-S DNA damage checkpoint signaling; double-strand break repair; replication fork processing
Cellular component (GO): nucleus; Holliday junction resolvase complex
Molecular function (GO): nuclease activity; DNA binding
Source: RefSeq, a predicted model, not a curated record